Messenger RNA from Closterium sp. Naga37s-1, 806 nucleotides. The record is from the annotation of a GenBank genome assembly. Lineage: Eukaryota; Viridiplantae; Streptophyta; Zygnematophyceae; Desmidiales; Closteriaceae.
GCCGUUUCCAGACGCAUCCGUUUCGAUUCUCAGCAGCGGCUUUUUUCGAUUUAACAGCAAUGCAGGGCGUGGCGGGUGUGCUUGUAGAGCUGACGCAGGAGGUGCAGGAAUUGGAGGAGUCUAUAACGAACAAGGUUCAUCAACUUAUAGCGGGGAUGUCUGCGGUAGAGCACGUGCAGGAAGCGGAGCAGCAUCUGCAGAGACUGGAGGAGAGUGUGGAGGGAAUCAGGGGUCUUGUGGAAGGCGUGCGAAUGAAAAUGACGGAAGUCGGGGGUAGCAGGGAGUUGAUUCUCGUGACUCAGGAGACCGUGCUGUGCCAGCAGCAUCAGCAGGAGCAGCAGCAGCAGCAGCAACAAGUGCUGCAGUGGCAUCCAGAGGAUCAGCUGCAGGAACCGCAGCAGCGGCUACUGAAGAAGCUGGAAUGCCGAGACUGUCAUAGGCAGAUUUCAAGAGGGAGUUCUGGAGAGUCGUUUUUAGGCACGAAGAGACGGAUGAGGGAGAUGGACGCGCAGCUCCAGCAGCAAGUCGUCAAGGUUCAGAGGAUAGAAAAGGGCUUGCAAUCCCUAGCCACCUUCCACAGCACGCACCUCAUCAAGGGCUUCACCACUCUGGACCUCUCUCUCACAGGGAUCACCACUCUAGACCUGCGCCACUGCACGCGCAUCACAUGCCGGUCCAUGUACCACAUUCGCCAGCUGCAGCACCUAGACUCGCUCAACCUUGCCUGGGUGGCCACCUGUGCAGCCAAUUCUGCAGCCAACUUUGCAGCCAACAUUGCUGCUGAUUCUGCACCUGGAGACAGGUAA